Messenger RNA from Fusarium subglutinans, 834 nucleotides. RefSeq lists its product as uncharacterized. Lineage: Eukaryota; Fungi; Ascomycota; Sordariomycetes; Hypocreales; Nectriaceae. Bases 1 to 834 code for a protein of 277 amino acids. The transcript has a single exon. The record is from RefSeq and is a predicted model, not a curated record.
AUGCCACUCCCAAUUCUCGACCACUUCGCCAUCCUGGUCUCCUACCAAACCCUCCAAACCGUAACCCAAUCCCUCAAAGCUUCCCUCCUCGUAAUCGACGGAGGCGCCCACGCAGAUGGCCUAACAGUCAACAAACUAAUCCAUCUCGCCGACGGCACAUAUCUCGAGUUCAUCGCCUUCGUCGAAGGCGUAGACCCCGAGAAGCGCCGUGCUCACCGUUGGGGAAACCUCGAAGAGGGCAAGAUCGCAGAUUGGGCUCACACUCUACCCAGUGAAGCUGAUUACGCUCAGUUGCAGAAACGCGUGGCUGAUGCUGGGAAUGGCGUUACGUACGGUGAUCUUACUUCGCUGCAGAGACAUAGGCCUGAUGGGGUUUUGAUGAAGUGUCUUGUUUCGGUGGCACUGAAUGCGGAGGGCGGGAGGAUAUUUCCUGGGACGGUGCCGUUUUGGUGUGUUGAUGAGACGGAGAGGCAUUUGCGCUCGCCGUUCAAGGCCGACAAUGGUGAUGGGCUGCAUGAGUAUACGAAGCAUCCUUCGCAUGCUAAGGGUGUGUCAAAAGUCACUGUUCUACUUCCUGAGAAGGACAUUGCGACAUACAAGCCUGUUUACGAUGCGAUUCACAACCAGAAUGCUACCUCUGGAUCAGAUGGAUACUCAUGGCCUUACGAUCUUCCCGCUGGACCUAACUCAGGAAGCAACCAGGUCGUUCUAUCGAAACUCGAAGGUGGAAAUGGCAAAGCAGAGGUCAAGUUGACACUCCUGGGCACAAAGGAGAGCCCCAAGUUCAUUGAGCUACUUCCCGGCUUAGUCGUUGACUUUGAACACACAGAUUAG